AUGACGCUCGAACAAACCAAAACUCCUUUCUCUGAGCUCGAUCACCUUGAGGACUCGAAUGAUGGCUCACGGACCAUUCCCGAUGAAAGCCCAGUGCAUAUUGAUGCCGCCGAGGAAAAGAAGCUUCUAUGGAAGAUCGAUAGGCGCUUGGUCACCAUUACUGGCCUGGGAUACUGCAUGUGCCUUAUGGAUCGAGGCAACCUCUCUGCUGCCUCUAUCGCAGGCAUGACUACGGAUCUUGGCCUCGAAGGGAACAACCGCUACAGCAUUAUCCUCCUGGUGUUCUUCAUUCCAUAUGUCCUUUUCCAGGCACCAAUGACACUUUUGACUCGGAAAGUGGGUGCUCGUUUGUUUCUGUCCACAAUCACCCUUCUCUGGGCAGGAUUACUAGUGGGUAUGGGCUUCGUGAAGGAAUGGGACCAACUGGCCGGUUGUCGAGUCAUCUUGGGGGCCCUGGAAGCGGGAUAUUUCCCCGGAGCCGUCUAUCUCCUUACGUGCUGGUAUUGCCGAUAUGAGAUUCAACAAAGAGUGGCUGUGUUUUACAUUUUUGGAUGCUUGUCCUCUGCGGCUGGCGGUAUCCUCGCCUAUGGCCUGAUGCAAAUCGGGGGAGCUGGGGGCCUGCGAGGCUGGCGUUGGAUAUUGAUCGUCGAGGGUCUGAUCACAAGCGUGAUUGCUUUGCUCAGCUACAUUUUCCUUGUUGAUUUCCCUGACAUGGCCGCCAAGUCGUGGAAUUUUUUGACUGAUCGAGAGAGUAUGCAUGUCAUCUGGCGGAUCAACAAGGAUCGUGAAGAUGUGACCCCUGAGCCCUUCAAUCUCACAAAGUAUCUUGCGUGUGGCAAGGAUUUAAAGAUCUGGGCAUUUGCAAUGAUUUUUUUGGUCACAAACGUGGUCAACUACUCGAUCUUGUAUUUCUUGCCCAUUAUCCUCAAAGACGGGAUGGGUUUCAGCACUGCCGCUGCGCAGUGUCUAGUUGCUCCCCCAUACGCCUUUACAGCAUUCUGGAUGUAUAUGACCGCGUGGGUUGGUGACCGAUAUCGAGUCCGAGGACCGAUCAUCGUUUUCAACUGCUUGGCUUGCAUUAUUGGUCUCCCAAUCAUGAGUCUGGCAAAACUUAGUGGUGUUCGCUAUUUUGGCGUCUUCCUUGUCACCGCAGGGUCGAAUUCAAAUACACCAUGCGCCGUGGCUUACCAAGCUAACAACAUUCGUGGACAAUGGAAGAGGGCGUUUUCCAGCGCCAGCUUGAUUGCGGCGGGAGGGAUCGGCGGCAUAAUCUCGAGUGUGGCAUACAGGGCGCAAGAUGCGCCUACCUAUCGCCCUGGCAUCUGGACAUCAUUUGCGUUCAAUUGUCUGAACGUUGCCGUUGUCGCGAUCCUGACAUUGUACUUCCGUCACUGCAAUCGAAAGGCUGACGCCGGUAGUCUGGUCAUCGAGGGGCUUGAGUCGUUUAGGUACACGAUUUGA
Molecule: messenger RNA, 1461 nt
Organism: Fonsecaea monophora
Lineage: Eukaryota; Fungi; Ascomycota; Eurotiomycetes; Chaetothyriales; Herpotrichiellaceae
Exons: 8
Coding region: 1-1461 (486 amino acids)
Biological process (GO): transmembrane transport
Cellular component (GO): membrane
Molecular function (GO): transmembrane transporter activity
Source: RefSeq, a predicted model, not a curated record